Messenger RNA from Paraglomus occultum, 306 nucleotides. The record is from the annotation of a GenBank genome assembly. NCBI's taxonomy places the organism in Eukaryota, Fungi, Glomeromycota, Glomeromycetes, Paraglomerales, Paraglomeraceae.
AUGAAUCUUCUCGGUCAAAAGGUGGCGUCCGUUAGGCCUUUGAAAGAUGCAAAAGCUGUGGACAUGGGGGCUAAUUUCCUUGGCGAAACACUGGUAUUUGGUGUUGCUGCCGGAUUGAUCAUAUUUGAGCAAAGAAGAUCCUACAAGUCUAACAAAGAUAAAUAUGAGGAUUGUAUGAACUCGACCGAGGAGUUGAAAAAGGGUAUGGAACUAUUGCAAAAAGAAAUAGAACAAUUACGUGAGGAAAGACGGGAAGAACUCGUCCGGCUGCAAAAUGACUUGGAGAAAAUACGCGCGAAAAAUUAA